AUGGACAGAAAAUCUGCUAGAAUAAAAGCAGAGUUAGAAAGAUAUGGUUGGAGAGUUUCGAAGAAGUUUAAAUAUAGGAAGGGAAGACCCAUAAAAGUCUAUGACAAACUGGCUGGUCUGACCUACGAAAUGGACUUGGAAACAGCGCGCGCCAAUUAUCCAAACAGACUAGAAAGGUUAGAAGAAGAACGUCUUAUGGACAUGCCUUUCGAUGUUUCUGAACCUCAAGUUGAAGGACACGACGGCUUUGCCAGAUUCUACUGGAAACACGACGAACAAUUGCAUCCUUUGAGAAGGAAAAAAGGAAAAGGUGAAGACACACAUGCUCCCAUGGAAAGAACAAGAUAUGCAUAUGAGAAGUACCGUGAAGUUAGAAGUCAAAUUACAUCUGGUCGAACCUUUACAGUAAACUUUGACGAAGGAAAGAACAAAGAAGGCUUCAUGGGAGUACUUGCUGCAAUUCAAGAUGGAAAUAAGAAAGGACACAAUCUCAGAUUGACUAUAACAGAUUUGGACGGUCACAUUUACUAUGCACAUGGCAAUGUCACAACAGCCGCACAACUUCUUGACGCUUUCAAGACUACAAAGAGAGAACAAAUGUUUGACUCCGACUCAGACAUUUUGAAUGCAAUUGAAGGAAUUGCAAGUGUAAAAUUUGAAUGGUACCAACCUAACCCUCAAGCAGUCAGACAACAUGUUUGUUAG
This is a messenger RNA of Trichomonas vaginalis G3, 705 nucleotides long. RefSeq lists its product as uncharacterized. The record is from RefSeq and is a predicted model, not a curated record. The transcript has a single exon. Bases 1 to 705 code for a protein of 234 amino acids. NCBI's taxonomy places the organism in Eukaryota, Parabasalia, Trichomonadida, Trichomonadidae.